CUGUGCUCGCAAAACACAUGGAAUUCUAUUAUUUUGAUAAAAUAAUUGGUUUUCGUUAGUUCAUGAAGCAGUUCUUAUAUAUUAGUAAUCAUGUCGAAGAAAAUUCAACAUUUAGUUGUGGAUACCACAGCUUUUAUCAGAGCUGCUAACCUUCAGGAGAUGGCUGAAAAUAUGUACACGGUUCAAGAGGUAAUUGACGAAAUUACUAAUGACCGACAAAGAAGGAAGCUCGUCGUGCUGCCCUACGACUUAAAAGUUAAGGAAGUCUUCACAGAAAAUAUAAAGUUUAUCACAGAAUUUUCUAAAAAAACUGGCGACUAUACUAGUCUCUCUGCCACAGACAUUAAGGUUAUGGCUCUGGCUUACCAGAUUGAGAAGGAAAAGGUUGGUGUAGAACACCUGAAAACUGAGCCAACUAUGCAGAGAACGGUUAAAGUUACUGGUCUGCCUAACUUUAACUCCAAUGUUGAAAAUAAAACUAAUUCAAAUGAGAAAGAGUCAACUCCCUCAGAAGAAUCUAAGCCUGUCGAAGAACCGAAACCUACAGAAGUACCAAAAGCUAAUGAAGACACUCCAAAGCCAGUGGACUGGUCCAAAAUUAACAUACCUGGUGCGCAUGGUGCCAAGCAAGGCACAGACUGGUCUACUAUAAAGAUAGAAAGUUCAGAUGCAGUACAUUUCGAUGUACAGAAACUUCUACAUGAUAAUGCUAAAGACCAGAAACUAGCUGAAGAUAUUGCUGAGCAAAUAAAAAGCAUGGAUUUAAGAGAUGGCGAAGAUGUAGACAAUCUGAUUACUAAAGUAUCUUCUGAUGAGGAAUCAGAAAGCGAAGAAUAUUCCGAGUCUGAUGACAGUGAUGGUGGGGAAUGGAUAACACCAGGCAACUUGGCAGAAAAAAAGAAAGAGAUGGACAUGGGAGAAUUUGAAGACAAGGCAGUGGAAGUAGCUACAAUAACUUCAGAUUUUGCCAUGCAAAAUGUCCUUAAACAAAUUGGUUUGAAUGUAACAGCCAUUGAUGGUCGCAUAAUAAGGCAACUUCGUACAUUCAUAUUUCGCUGCACAACCUGUUUCAAAACUACCAGUGUGAUGACAAAGCUUUUUUGCCCAAAAUGUGGGCAUGCCACUUUGAAAAAGGUUGGAGUGAGUAUAGAUGAGGAAGGGAAUCAACAUAUUCACAUAAACGGGAGAAAACCGUUGACUGCCAGAGGAAAACGUUUCAGCUUGCCCACUCCAAGAGGCGGUCAACAUUUCCAGUAUCCAAUUUUAACGGAAGACCAACAUAUUCAUAAACGGUUUGCGACUAAAAUGGCACGCAAUAAAACUAAUGCUCUGGACCCCGACUACACAGCUGGAUUCUCACCAUUUGUUAUGAAGGAUGUCAACUCUAAAUCUGCUGUCCUUGGCGUCCGAGCGAAUAAACAAGAUGUCAAAUACUGGAUGAAGAAUUACUCUAAGGGAAAGAAAAAGUAAACUUAUUUAAAACAUAUAUUAAAUGUAUAAAUUGAUACUGUUA
Cydia splendana is the source of this 1513-nucleotide messenger RNA. Its product is annotated as RNA-binding protein NOB1. Bases 91 to 1470 code for a protein of 459 amino acids. The record is from RefSeq and is a predicted model, not a curated record. Gene Ontology annotation, molecular function: RNA endonuclease activity. The transcript has a single exon. Gene Ontology annotation, biological process: ribosomal small subunit biogenesis; maturation of SSU-rRNA. Gene Ontology annotation, cellular component: preribosome, small subunit precursor. NCBI's taxonomy places the organism in Eukaryota, Metazoa, Arthropoda, Insecta, Lepidoptera, Tortricidae.